UCUUCUUCUUGUCUUGAGUGUAUUCUUGCUACGCGGAAUAUAGACCGUAUCGUGCUUGAUUCCAACGCCCAUAUCCAACGUCGGCCCGUCGAUACCCUAAAACCGAAGUUUUGUGAAGCCAACCUUGUCAGCCUCCCCUGGCCUCUCAACCGUAAAGACCAGCCUCUCACCCAAGCCAAAAGCGUUGAGCGACAAGAGGGUCGAACCCUAAAAUUGAGCCGUUGGUAUCUGCAACCCCCAGCUGCAGCCAAAGUUGCUUCUCCGGGCUGCUAUUUUUUUCCGGUCCAUCUGAUUUUCUUAUCGGGCAUUGUGUUUUUUUAAUACGUCCAUAAUAAUUCCCCCCUCCCUCCCUCACUCCGGCCUCCUGUCUCUUCAGCCCUCCCCGCGCAUUCGUCGGGCCAUCCAUCCUUCACGUUUAGUGGUCUUGGAUUCCAAAUCCGGAAACGCGCCCGCGAGACAAGACGGACGGCUUUUUACCCCAGUUCUUGGCCCCCUUCGGUCGGUCGGAAGAUUCAAUCUCACUGGGUCACGUUGGUCAGGGCACUGUCAGGUCACCUCGAGGUUCGGGUCUCCUGUUCGUCUCUCUGGGAAGGUUGCAUACCUGCCCUCCUUGAAGGCGGCUUUUGUUUUGACGCAAGCUAAAGGGCUGGCAGCUUGGAAACGACGGACAGAGAGAGAUAUUUUCCUGUAAGCGAGGGACAUAUAAUAUCCUGCUCGUCUCCUCGUCUCGACUUUCAGAACCCUCUCAGCGCCCUCUUUUUUCCGGCUUGUUUUCCGCUUCCUUGCCGACUCGCGACUUUACGCAUCCCAUACAAUGGCAAACCAAGAUGUUUUCCAGUACUCGAUGAGCUCGAACUCGGCCUGGGCGGGCUACAAGGCGCACCAGAACCCGAACUUCUUCCCCAAGCUGGCCAGCGGGCAGUGGCCUCAGAUCCUGUGGCUGGGCUGCUCCGACUCGCGUUGCCCCGAGACCACCAUCCUGGGCCUGCAGCCCGGCGAUGUCUUUGUGCACCGCAAUAUAGCCAACAUCAUCUCGGCCACCGACAUCAACACGUCGGCUGUCAUUGAGUACGCCGUCAUGCACCUCAAGGUCAAGCACGUCGUGCUGUGCGGCCACACCUUCUGCGGCGGCGCCAACGCGGCGUUGGCCGACUCGCGCGUGGGCGGCGUGCUCGACACGUGGCUGACGCCGCUCAAGGCCAUCCGGCUGGCCAACGCGGCCGAGCUCGCGUCCAUCUCGGACCUCAAGGCGCGCGGCGUCCGCAUCGCCGAGCUCAACGUCGUGGCCGGCUGCAAGACCCUGAUGGCCAACCCCAACGUCCAGGACGCCAUCCGCGACCGCGACCUGCAGGUCCACGGCUGCAUUUACGACAUCUCGACGGGCAAGAUCAGGGACCUGGGCUGUGGCAACGCCGUCAAGGCCCUGUCGGGCACCGGCGAGGGCGAGGUCGUCAGGGGCAGGCACGCCACGCUCGUCUUCAAGGGCAGCAGCGCCUCCAUGACCAUCCGCUGAUGUCGACGACGGGGCGGGUCUCUACGAUUGUCUCGUGUGGUUUUGUCUUUAUUCUUCUUCUUCGUUGCGGAUACUCCCUGAUGUUUUUUUGUCUUCAUUUUCCUGUCUUAUACGAUAUCAAGCCAUCUGAGAACCAGCCCGACCUAUUGCAUAUGGCGGCAUUUUUCCCAUUUCGUUGUUGUUUUUGUUCAUUGGGCGAGCAUACAAAGUAUCCGCCAUGAGUGUCGGGAGUACUUGGGACGGCAAGCAUUUGUCUACUGGAGUCUGGCGGCGGCGGCUGUGUGGAUACGAAUUAAAGCGUGCGGGAUUUUUCUUUUCCCUUUUUUCUGUUUUCGUCCCUCUCAUCACACAUCCGGUGAGGGAGGAGUACAAACAAAGCAAAUAAGCAUAUAUGGGCUACGAAGCCACAUCAACACCCGGUUUUUCGUACGAGUUCGUACGAUUUGGACACGCGAGCGCGACGGCGGUGGUCGGCGACGGCUGUCUGUCGUUGGUUUAGAAAUACCCCAAUCUAUCUCACGCCUCAUUGUACCAG
Messenger RNA from Gaeumannomyces tritici R3-111a-1, 2048 nucleotides. Its product is annotated as carbonic anhydrase Nce103. Gene Ontology annotation, cellular component: cytoplasm. NCBI's taxonomy places the organism in Eukaryota, Fungi, Ascomycota, Sordariomycetes, Magnaporthales, Magnaporthaceae. Gene Ontology annotation, biological process: carbon utilization; cellular response to oxidative stress; cellular response to carbon dioxide. The coding region runs from base 815 to 1513 and encodes 232 amino acids. Gene Ontology annotation, molecular function: carbonate dehydratase activity; zinc ion binding. The transcript is spliced from 4 exons. The record is from RefSeq and is a predicted model, not a curated record.